Aspergillus heteromorphus CBS 117.55 is the source of this 1939-nucleotide messenger RNA. RefSeq names its product pisatin demethylase. Gene Ontology annotation, molecular function: oxidoreductase activity, acting on paired donors, with incorporation or reduction of molecular oxygen; heme binding; monooxygenase activity. Lineage: Eukaryota; Fungi; Ascomycota; Eurotiomycetes; Eurotiales; Aspergillaceae. The record is from RefSeq and is a predicted model, not a curated record. The transcript is spliced from 3 exons. The coding region runs from base 1 to 1464 and encodes 487 amino acids.
AUGGUCUCAACACAAUCUGUGGUCUUAUCCCUGGGGAUAUUGUUUCUGCUAUAUUUCAUCAAAGCUGAGCGAAAACUUGCAGCUUUCCCAGGACCCGCUAUUGCUCGGUAUACGGAUUGGUGGAAGGUAUACCGCCACUGGAAGGGGGACUAUGUGGAAGUCAUGUCCGAAUGGCACAAGAAGCACGGGCCUUUCAUCCGCAAUGGUCCGAAUAGUCUCUGUGUGGGAGGCGUGGAGAACGCAAGGAAAGUCUACCAGACCAAUCCUGUCUUGAAAAAGGGAAGCGUAUUCAAAACCAUGGUCACCUGGUAUAAGGGUAGGAGUGUCAGCGGGUUGGAAGCCAUCCUUGACGAAAAUGAACAUACAACUACGAAGAGGAUGGUCAGCAAGACCUUUACCCCUGUUUCAGUUAUGGGUUUUGAGUCGAAGAUGGACCAGUGUACUCUUGAAUUCAUCGGCCACGUUGAGGAGCGUGGCAGUUUCGAUAUGGCCGAGUGGUUUGUCUACUACUUUGCCGAUAUGAUGAACGACAUUGCCUUCUCGGCCAAACCCGGCUUCAUGGAACACGCUACUGACGUAGACGGGUCUUUGUAUAUCACGAAAGUUAUCACUCUAACUUGGGCACGAGUGCACGCGAUUCCGACCAUCAUGAGCUGGCUAUCCUGGGCGUUAGGCUACAUGGUUGGUCUGAACUGGAAGGUCGUCCGUCUGGGACGUGAGUGUCUGAACUCACGGCUGGAGAAACCCGAUCCGGAGAAGACUGAUCUGCUCAAUGUCUAUAUCGAAGCAGGACAGGAACGGCCUGAUAUGAUCUCUCCCGAGCGGGUACUUGGGAUGACACUCAGCACGAUCAUCGGGGGGUCCGAUAUCACUGCAUUUACCGUCACAUACGGACUGUCCGAGAUUCUCAAGAACCAAAAUAUCCUUAGCAACAUCGAGCAAGAAAUCAAGGGACAUGAGCUGUCCUAUCCACCAAGCAUCAAGGAGCUCUCGAAACUACCAUACCUUAACGCAAUUGUCAAGGAAACCCUUCGAUUAUCUUCCCCAGUUCAGUUCAAUCUUGACCGCGUCACUCCCGAUGGCGGAAUGGAAAUGGGCGGGACCCAUAUCCCAGCCGGAACAACGGUUGGCUGCCUUCAAGGGAUAAUAAACCAUGACGAGGUGUUUGGCUCCGAUGUCACCGUAUUUCGACCAGAGCGAUGGAUCGAGGCAUCUGAAGAGAAGCAUAAUCUCAUGGAGCGCUCUAUCAUGGCCUUCGGAAUGGGAAAGCACACUUGCAUCGGCCAGCAUUUCGCAAACGCGCAGCUGAGGAAGAUAAUUGCAACCCUGUUGAUGCGUUUUGAGGUCUCCGCGGUCGACCCACACGCCCGGCUUGUUUGGAACACCCGGACAUUCUUGCGACACCCUCAAUCGUACUAUAUUUCGGUCAAGCGCAGGCAGUCUAUAGAUGUUGCGAAGGCAUAACGACCCCGCAGCCAACAUGAAAUUAUGUCCCUGCCGCUUGUAAGCUGCUUGGACCAUCAUCCAUCAUUGAAUGAAUGGUUAACACACUUUCUAGAAGACUCAAUGAAGAAAAGACUCUACAUCACGUCUCUUCACCUCCACCCUGAAUCAUCCACUCCAAGUCCUCAUAGACAAUCCAAUCUAAUCCGAGCCACAGCCAGCGCCGUGAUUUCCUCUCUCCUAUCCUACGCAAAAGCGCAUUCCAAUACUAUUCGCCUCGAUGGUUGGGAAAUACCCGUGGAGCAGACUUAUUGGGAAUCCGUAGAAGCUCCCUCGUUGUCUAUCCACCGUGUUCUCCACUAGGUGUCAAGUCAAGUCAAAUGGAGAUAUAUCGAAGUCUCGGAGGGAGGAAGAGAGUGUCUGUCUGCAGGCAAAGAAUGUAAAAAAUAAAUAAAUAAAAGAGGGGACCGUGAUGCAUAUUUCGUUUGGUCUUCAU